Messenger RNA from Oxyura jamaicensis (ruddy duck), 2528 nucleotides. It is a transcript of the gene PROX2, whose product is annotated as prospero homeobox 2. Gene Ontology annotation, cellular component: nucleus. Gene Ontology annotation, molecular function: RNA polymerase II cis-regulatory region sequence-specific DNA binding; DNA-binding transcription factor activity, RNA polymerase II-specific. Lineage: Eukaryota; Metazoa; Chordata; Aves; Anseriformes; Anatidae. Gene Ontology annotation, biological process: regulation of transcription by RNA polymerase II. The coding region runs from base 1 to 1941 and encodes 646 amino acids. The record is from RefSeq and is a predicted model, not a curated record. The transcript is spliced from 4 exons.
AUGAUCCCUUACCAGCUGCAGGGCACCCCUCCGGUGUCCAGGCGGAAAGAUGACCCAACGGACGGCAGGAGGGCCCCUGAGCAGGACAGACACCCUGCUGCCUCAGGGCAUGGCCGGGGGCUGAAAACAGAGCCCUGUUUCCAUAGGGACCCUCUGUUGUCUUCCCCCAGUGUGUCCCUCGUGUCACAGCUCCUCAGCCACACGGUGGUUAGCAGGAGCCUGGACCCCUGCACCGUUUUCCCUUCCUCACGGCCAGUGGGGCUGCCCCAGGGCUAUGAGCUCGGUGCACCUCCUGGAGAAGGAGCACAAGCCCUGGCUCUCACCAGGACUCGUGCCCUGGCUCCUGUGCCCUGUGCCGGUGACAGGGAGCUGCUCUCAGACGAGCACCUCCGAGCCAAGCGGGCUAGGGUGGAGAGCAUCAUCCAAGGCAUGAGCCUCCCACCGACGCCACAAGCCCCUGAUACUGGCAUGGAGGGAGGUUUGGGGCAGGACAGGGAGAAGGGCACUGAGAUGUCCUGGGAGGGCAAGAGGAAGCCGAGGGUGUCCCAGCCGCAGCGGGGCGCGGGGGUGGCCGGGCGAGGGGCACCCAGCGGGGGCAGCCCCCAUGCUGCGGGGUGCCAGCAGCUGAAGGAGCAGCUCUGCUUUCUGGAGCAGCAGCUGCGGUGGCUUCAGGAGAGGUUCUCCCAGGUGUGUGACCCUGGGGAUGCUGCCCAGACCCAGGGAGGUGCUGAGAAGGCACAGCCGCUGGCUGGGAAGGCUGGGGACAGACCGGACAGGGAUGGUGCUGCUGCCGCCCGCCAUCCACACAAAGCUGCUCCCUGGGGGAGCACCCCAGAGGCGGAUGGGCCCGACGGGACGCAGGAGGAUGAGGGGAGAGGCGAUGCAGGCGGCCUGCCCUCAGCAGCCAGGGUCAUCUCGCAGGCGCUGAAGCACGAGCUGGCCGGGGUGACGUCCCGCGUGGUGGACUCUGUCCUCACCAGCAUGUGGCCGAAGGCAGCCGGCCACCUCCUGCAGCAGCACCCGGGGCCAGGGGCGGGUGCCAGGGGAGACCAUUUUCCUGCUGGGAAAUGCAGAAAACCCCUUGCUAAGUCAUCCCCCAUGGGCACACUGUGCUCUCCCCCACCUGAGGCACCAUCACUACCCUCAGGGAAGAGCCUGAGCCCUCACACCAGCUCCUUCAGCCCCAGGGUGGUCAGAAACCCCCACCAGGCACCCAGUGUGGGUUACACACUGGGCUCAGCCGUCCCCUCGGCGCAGGAGGGCCGGCUGCUGGGCCAGCUGCUGGGCUACGGCCACUGGGGGAGCCCCCCUGCCCCACAGAAGUGUCCCCCCGAGGCCCCGGACCCUCACUGGGGAGCCACCAGGCUGCGGCCGUCGGCGGUGAGGCAGCAGCGGUGCCCCCUGCCCCUGGGCCCCGGCGAGGAGGACGGGGACGGGGCGCCCUUCGCCCCCACCCAUGAGGCGCUGACCCCUGGCCACCUGAAGAAGGCCAAGCUGAUGUUCUUCUUCACCCGCUACCCCAGCUCCACUCUGCUGAGGUCCUACUUCCUCGACGUGCAGUUCAGCCGCUGCAUCACCUCCCAGCUCAUCAAAUGGUUCAGCAACUUCCGCGAGUUUUACUACAUCCAGGUGGAGAAGUUCGCCCGGCAGGCCCUGCUCGAGGGCGUCGCGGAUGCCGGAGCCCUACGGGUCUCGCGGGACUCGGAGCUCUUCCGUGCCCUCAACACACACUACAACAAGGGGAACGACUUCCAGGUGCCCGGGCGCUUCCUGGAGGUGGCCAGCCUGACGCUGCAGGAAUUCUUCAGCGCCGUCAGGGCAGGCAAGGACGCUGACCCCUCCUGGAAGAAACCCAUUUACAAAAUCAUCUCCAAACUGGACAGCCACAUCCCUGACGUGUUUAAAGCCGUGGGAUGCUCCCAGGAGCUGCUCCGCAGUUGAUCCGCCGUGCAAGGGGACUGAGAAUUUUUUGGGUAACCGCUGGUGGGGUGGGGGAGAGGCUGGUUGGGCUGCACAACUCCCAGGCGCAGCUUCUGGCAUCCAUUAUUCUAUUUUCUCUCCGUCCUAAAAGACAGCCUCCUAGGGUGAGGUCUGCUGCUCACCCCAGGCACCAGGAUUUUAUGCGGUGUGUUUUAUUUGGCUGCUCAAGCCUGGUGCCAGAGAGCCACGGAGGGACAGAGGGAGAGGAAGCCAAUAGCUUGGAGCCUGGGAAAUGGCUGGUCUCCAGGCCCCGCUCCAGCUUCCCCUGGGACCCGGGACAAGCCACCUUCCUCCUCAUUUCCAGAGGGCUGCAAAUCAGGGCAGACAGCCUGUUUUUGUUUAUAAAGCAGGCAGAGGUCCCAACAGUGGGCAAAGUUUUCUUGGCACGGCAGCCCAGCAUGCUGUGCCCGCCCCAGCAGCACUCCUAGGGCCUGGUCCAGAUACAACACAACAGCGUCCAAAGAAAACAUCUGGUGAAUUCCAGCAGCCCAUGAGAAUGGCUGGCCGUGCCUUGGGGAUGUAAAACUGUGUGUCAUAGCUGGCACAAA